Messenger RNA from Brassica rapa (field mustard), 3082 nucleotides. Its product is annotated as BAHD acyltransferase At3g29680. The record is from RefSeq and is a predicted model, not a curated record. NCBI's taxonomy places the organism in Eukaryota, Viridiplantae, Streptophyta, Magnoliopsida, Brassicales, Brassicaceae.
UAAUUAAGUAAGGCAAAAAGUAAAGAGACUCUAUUUAAAGUUGUAAACUGCAAAUCACAGAAAUGGCAAGUGUUGCAAAAAUAAUUUGCCACAAUUCAUCAAAUCAACAUUGUCAUUUGUCAACAAAUUCUACCCAAAUGUCCAACCUGACCUAAAUUAGUCCGGUCUAUCUGACACAAACCAGUCGGAUAUUGGGAUAUUGUUAAGAACAAUGAUCAAAAAACCAUGGAGAUGUGAAAAUAUAAAACUCUAAUAUUAAAAGUUUCAUAAAGACAUAAUUAACAUAUAAGCGAGUUGGUACAAUUUACUUAACAGUUACCUUUUUUUUUUUUGGAGUUUUUAAGGUUUAAAAUAGGUUUGGGCGUUCGGAUUUUUGGGUCAGGUUGGGGUUGGUUUCUUUUGGGUCCGAAUCAUUCGGGUCCUAUAAAUUUGGACUCAACUAGAUACUUGAAAUUUUUGGGUUUGGAUUCGGGUCGGUUCCUCUUCGGGUUUGGGUCGGUUCAAAUCUAUAAUUAAAAUAUUUGUAGUUUUUGGGUUCAUAACGGAUCUGGCUCAAGUUCGGGUAUUUACAAUACGAAAUGAUCUGAAAUACUCAAAUUACAUCAUAAUUUAGCCAAAAUCCCUCGUACAAUUUUACAAAAUAAACAAAUAAUAUUGAAACUAAACAUUUUUAAACUCUAAAUUUGAUAUUAAAAUUUCAUAUUACUUGAACUUGUUAUAAAAUAAUGAUAAAGAUUAUUGGCAAAAAGAAAUUUCAACUAAAUCACAAACUAAAAUAUAGAAAUAGAACACAUGAAGUCAUAAUUUUGGAUAUUUAUGUUGAAUCGAUUCUUAUUGGGUUGGGUCUAUUCGGAUCAGUCCGAAUCUAUUCGAGUCGGUUCUUUUCGGUUCCGGUUCUUCCGAAUAGAGAACUUUUGGAUUCAAGUAUGUACUUAUAAAUUUUUGAUUCGGUUUUUGAUUGGGUAUUUUCUGGUCGAUUCUGAUUUGGAUGUUUGGAGUCUAGGUAAAACGUCCAGGCCUAGUUUCAAGUUACAGUGGGAUUGUGACGGGUUUACUAUUUCCAGUUUAUCAAAUAUGGGCUAACUGGGCAUCAGGAGUGUUUGUGGGGUGGGAUGAUUAAUUGGACUAAAAUUUUCAGAUUUCUAUCUUUGAUUCAUGGGCUAUUUUCUGUUGGGUUUCAAGUUUCUUUCUUGUUGAAAUCUAAGGCUGGUGACAACAACACCUUUGUUUCAUUUAAAUAUAUGCAAUGAAAAGUUAUUAUUAGUAUACAUAGAGGUUUCAAACUUCAAAUUGUGGAAAGUUAGGUUAGGAUCUAGAUUGAUACUAACUAAAGCAUCUCUAUAAAUUUAUAAAUUAACCACAAAACUUAUAAAAUCAGCACCUAGCAAACAUAUACACAUGAUAACAGGACAGCUGGUUUGAAUCUGAAGUCAUAAUCAUGUAUACUCCAAUAGUAAUAGACAAAGAAAUAUUGUAUUUAUUUGAAUUGUAAAUGAAUAAACUUCUGUUUUUGCAGGAUACAUUAAUCUCGCGUUAUAUUAUAAUGAGCCCUAUGUAAUAUGAAAGGUCCAUCGCAAGAAAAGUGAAGUUUUCUUUCAUCAUCAAUGGCUACGAUAACGGUAACCAAGAUCUCCCGAGUCAACCCAGCAACAAACUCUUCUCAUGACACAACCAACUCGCUGGUUCUCCCACUCACCUUCUUCGACUUAAGGUGGGUGAAGUUCCAUCCCACCGAGAGAGUCAUCUUCUACAAACUCGAUAAAGACAACUCAUCUCGCGAGUCUUUCCACUCUCUAAUCCUCCCCAAGCUCGAGCUCUCUCUCUCCGCCGUCCUCCGUCACUACCUCCCGCUCGCAGGUCGCCUCAGGUGGGAUCCACAAGAUACUAAGCCACACAUCCUCGUCCUCCCAAACGACUCUGUCAAGCUGAUAGUUGCGGAGAGCGACGCUGACUUCUCCAUUAUCUCCGGGAAAGGGCUACGUCCCGAGACGGAGAUACGUUCUUUGGUCCCCGAGUUUCCGGUGGCUUGUGACUCGCCCUCCGUUCUUGCUCUGCAAGUUACGUUGUUCCCGAACCAAGGGUUUUGCAUCGGCGUAGCAGCUCAUCAUUCUGUUAUGGACGGUAAAACAGUGGUUAGGUUCAUCAAAUCAUGGGCUCACUUAUGUAACCACGAAACCAUGUCUUUACCAGAGAACUUAACUCCGUUUCUAGAUCGUACCGUCAUCAACGUUCCCGCUAGUCUCGACGCCAAAAUCUUGGAGAUCUUGUUGUAUUUCUCAGAGGAGAAAGAGGACGUGAGAUCACUGAAGCUGCCUCCCAUGGAGAAGAUCAGCCCCGAGGUAGUGAGGAUCACGCUAGAGUUGACUCCGGAGAACAUCGAGAAACUUAGAGAGCGAGCCAAGAAAGAGUCAACUCGCUCCCAGCUUCACUUGUCAACGUUUGUUGUCGCCAACGCUUAUCUAUGGACAUGCCUAGUGAAGACGCGUGGUGGCGAGGUGGAUAGACCGGUGCGUUUCAUGUAUGCAGCUGAUUUCAGGAACCGGCUGGAUCAGCCGGUUCCUGAAACUUACUUUGGGAACUGCGUGUUCCCGUUGGGCUGCUAUGGAUACAAAGCGGGGGUUUUUAUGGGAGAAGAUGGGUUUGUGAACAGCGUCGAGAUUAUAAGUGAUUCGGUUAAAGGUAUUGCGUCAAAUAAUAUUGAAGCACUUUGUGAGUUGUACGUAGAUGGGACGAAGAGAGUGAAACCGGGUACGCAGUCUGGGUCUGUUGCCGGGUCGAACCGGUUUGGGCUAUACACGGCGGAUUUUGGGUGGGGAAAACCGGUUAAUAGCGAGAUUGUGUCUAUCGACCGGAACGAGGCGUUUUCAAUGUCUGAGAGGAGGGAUGGGCCAGGUGGUGUGGAAAUUGGUCUGUGUUUGAAGAAAUGUGAAAUGGAUUUGUUUAUUUCUCUUUUUAAAAAUGGUUUGGAUAAUUAAAACACUUUUAUUUAUAAUGACAUGGAGAUUGGUCUGUGAAGACAUGUGAAAUGGAUUUGUUUAUCUUUCUAUUUCGACCAUAAUAAUUUUCAUAAUGGCUUUCAGUA